Messenger RNA from Lactuca sativa (garden lettuce), 1659 nucleotides. The record is from RefSeq and is a predicted model, not a curated record. NCBI's taxonomy places the organism in Eukaryota, Viridiplantae, Streptophyta, Magnoliopsida, Asterales, Asteraceae.
AUGUACAUGUGUGUUUCUAGUGAAAGAAAAUUGAUGAAUGAGUACAGGCAGCUACCUCCUUCAGGACCAAGGAAACUUACUCCCGAAAUGCAAAGCUCGCUAGACGCAGCAGAUAAACCAACAAAACGAGGGAAGAAGCCUGAAAGAAAAGAGGAGAAGGAAGGUCAAUCCUCUAAAAAACGCAAGACCAAGAAGAAGGCACACAAGCCGAAGGCUCCUUCUUUAAGUGAUUAUGACUGCGUUCCAUCUGACCAACAGCCCGAACCAGAUUCUAGUGAUGAUGAUGUUUCUCAGCACAAGAGUUCGCUUCGAGGUAAUUCGCCUCCACCCUCACCAGUUCAUGAAGGUAACCAAACCUCACCUCCUCCUUCUCCUACACAAUUGGUUCCUAUUACCAUUGCUCCAUGCCCUCCUCCCAUCUCAUCUUCAACUACAACCUCAAUUCCAAUUCCCACCCCUUUAUUCACCGAGGUUACCACAACCACUACUACUACAACCGAACCUCAAGUUCGUGUCAACAUAUCUGAUAUUGGGGAACCUACUUCAGAAUCUGAACCCCCAAUUACCUUAAAACCUCUGUCCUCACCUCCCUCACACGAAUCUGACAUUGUUCUUGGCGGAGCAGAAAUGGAGUUUGAUUCUAUCUAUUUUAGCCCAUAUCGAGUUCAAAGCGAUGAUGAUGAUGAUGAUGACGCUCCUGUCAUCAAGAGGCAAUUAAAGAAUCUGAAUGACAAGCUUGACCAAUUGCUUUCUUCUUCCUCUUCUAAUGCAAGUGAGGCAUACUCUGAAGCUGCAAUCAAGGCUCUGUUGGCAACCUUUGUCAAGGAGCAUGACACUUCCAUUUCUAAUGUUGUUAAAGCUACAGAUGCUUCCACUUCCUCAUGCCAGAAAGCUUCUAUUGCAGUUGAAGAAUCCACCAAAGAUUGCAAGCAAGCGACCGCAAAAGUCGAAAAACUAAUUUCUUAUGCUCACGUUUUUCUUGAUUCUCUUCAAGCUGCAGCUCAGAAGAAUGCUCAAAUGGUGAAUGCUUCUGUUGAUAAUCUUACCAGCUCGCUUCAAACUGAAAAGAAGCACUUUGAGGAAGCACGUCAAGUCAUGGAGACUAACUACACUAAGCUUCAAUCAUCUAUCCAUACACAUCUUGAUAAACUCCAAGCUAAUCUAGCCAUGGAAAACAAAGUCAUUGAUGAACUGGCUCUCAAAACCACCAAAGUCAAGACUCAGGUUCUAAAGCUUACCCAGGCGCUAAAAGAAAACGAUGAACUUAAUUCAGAGGGAGAAGAUGUUAGCCACGGUCAACCACAACAACCUCCAACAAGCAAACCCAUCUCCCAACCAAAAGUCACUGCUGAACCGAAGGGUAAUGAAGCUUUGGACAGUAUGAAGGACAAACGAAAGAAGAAAGUUGGUGAUGCUAAUAAGGUUGAAAUUGAAGAUGUGGUUGAAACCGUAGAAGAAACUUCCAAAACCGAAGACCUCAAAAUAAAACGAAAUGAACGAGAGCUUGAGGAAAAGCUUCAUAAAGCAAAUGAAGAAGCUGAAAGGGAGAGGAAACAAAAAGAAGCAAAUGAUGCAUUGGAACGAAGGAAAUCUAUGUUUCCUCUGUGGAUGAUGGAAAAACUUCUGAAGGAGUUAAUUGAAUCUCCAAGCACACAUUGA